Molecule: messenger RNA, 1058 nt
Organism: Impatiens glandulifera
Lineage: Eukaryota; Viridiplantae; Streptophyta; Magnoliopsida; Ericales; Balsaminaceae
Exons: 3
Coding region: 60-1043 (327 amino acids)
Biological process (GO): positive regulation of DNA-templated transcription
Cellular component (GO): SWI/SNF complex
Source: RefSeq, a predicted model, not a curated record
UUUGGUCAUUCAUACCGAGAAAGAGAAGGGUAGGUGGUUGUGGUUGUGCUUCCAGAGAGAUGGAGGAAGCAAAGGCGUUGGCUCAUCAGCAGCAGCAACUGAUACUACAGCAACAACAGAGGCAACAAUUACUUCUCUAUCAACAGAUGCAGCAAAAGCAACGACAACAACAACAAGCUAUCUCACGUUUCCCGUCAAACAUCGACGCUCAUCUUCGCCCACCGGGGGGUCUUCAACAAAGACCGCUAAUAAUCUCCAAUCAACAACAAAUUCCUAGCCUUGGCCAGAUCCCUAAUCAUCAGCAACACAAUCAAAACCCUAACCCGAAUUCACAGCAGCAACAACUCCAGAAGCCUAAUCGUUCUCCACCUAAUUCCAUAGAACUUCAGAUGGCUUACCAAGACGCCUGGCGAGUCUGCCAUCCAGAUUUCAAAAGCCCUUUCUCUUCUCUAGAGGAUGCUUGCGAUAGGCUACUCCCUUAUCACGUAGUUGCAGAUUAUGAAGCAGAGGAAGACGAUAGAAUACUGGAGAGCGAUACAAGUGGGCAAAUAAUGUCUCGAUGUCAGCAAUGGGACCACAAUAUUGCGGCCAAAGUUUCAGAGUUCACUGCAACAUUUGAGAAACAGGUUAUGGCCUUCAACAUAAUAUCUCGCAAACGGGCUCUUGGAGAGUUUAGGUCUGAGGAGAGACUGAUGAUCGAACAGGCUCUCCUUCAAGAAGAGAGACGGGCUGUUAUGGAACUAAGGGUAGAGAUGGAAUCAAGAGAGAAGAAGGCAAAGCAAGACAUUAUUAUCAUGGCUUCAGCUGCUUCUGCUUCUGCACCAAUACGAGUGAAUGCGUUCAGCUCACAGUAUGAUCAUCAAGGAGGAGUCAGUCCGGAUGAAAUGGGCAAUAAUAAUGGGUGGGAGGCCAAUGCAGCACAAAGAGACGAGAGAGAACCUUCGGAUGACUUUUUGAAUGACGAGGAGACAGAUAAUGGAGAGAUUAAUGGGCAAAACGAGUUCGAUUUGAAUGCCAGAUGUUUAAUGGCGGUCCUUUGGUAAUCAUAGAGAAGUGUA